Messenger RNA from Naegleria gruberi, 789 nucleotides. RefSeq lists its product as uncharacterized. The record is from RefSeq and is a predicted model, not a curated record. Lineage: Eukaryota; Heterolobosea; Eutetramitea; Acrasida; Naegleriidae. The transcript has a single exon. The coding region runs from base 1 to 789 and encodes 262 amino acids.
AUGUCUAAAAAUCCACCUUCAUCUUCACCAACACAACAACUCCAACCCUAUGCCCAAUCCAAAUUGGAUAUCUCUGGUUCAUGUGUUGUUUGUUCAAUAGCCUACACAAUCAAUUCAAAACUCUCACAAGAAAAAAAACCACAAGUACCCAUCGAAAAAUUUCUUCAAACAGCAAUCAAACAUAAAUUCUUCUCUACCAAAGGACAUGGCAUUCACUCGAAAGGAAGUGCAAAUCUUGGAAGGUUAUUUGGAAAAGUAGAGUGGGGAUUCUUUGGAAAUUCUCAAGAGGAAGACGAAUUUUCAGAUGACGACGAUGAAAUAGAUCCACAAUGUAGGAAGAGACAAUUCUUUGAUUGUGAAAAGGAUUCGUAUAGAGAUGGACCUGAACUGAUUAGAGAAAAAUUGAGAGAGGCAGGAGGUUAUGUUGUGGUUGGUGUGAGAUCGUGCAUGAGUUCGAUGAGUAGGGCAACCACUCAUGCAGUAGUUGUGCUUGGAAUUGAUGAUUCGAAUAGAGUAACUAUUGCAGAUUCUUAUUCACAUUUUACAAAAAGAAAUGAACCUAAUGCAAUGUUUCCUUAUGGAAAACCAAAUUGGGAAUUUUCACCUGGAAUUUAUACAGUUGAGUGGAGUGAAUUUGAUGCAUCUUGGAAUUCAAGAGAUGAUUAUGCAGGAGAGGAUGAUUUGGAAAAUGAUGAAGCAUUUUCAGAUUUUAAUGUUAAAGAGGAAGGAUUCAGAUUUUGGAUGAUUAUUAAACAUGACCACAAGUUAAUUUCCAAAAAUUGUAAAUAA